Molecule: messenger RNA, 603 nt
Organism: Gigantopelta aegis
Lineage: Eukaryota; Metazoa; Mollusca; Gastropoda; Neomphalida; Peltospiridae
Product: ATP-dependent DNA helicase Q-like 3
Biological process (GO): double-strand break repair via homologous recombination; telomere maintenance
Cellular component (GO): nucleus; nucleoplasm; chromosome
Molecular function (GO): four-way junction helicase activity; 3'-5' DNA helicase activity
Source: RefSeq, a predicted model, not a curated record
AUGAAUUUGAGAAGCUUAAUAGAUUCACCGGUAUUAGCAGUCACUGCUACAUGUGAUGAAAAGGUGCGAAAAGACAUUUUCACAACCCUUUGCUUAAGAGAGAAUGACACAUUGACUGUCGCAGUGGUACCAGAUAGAGCAAACAUUUUUCUGGAUGUUCGUAGUUCUAAACAAGACUAUGAAACUGAUCUAGACUGGUUGUUUAAGUACAUUUUAAAAAGACAGAAAGAAGCCAUUAAAAUGAUAGUGUAUUGCAGGACUGUGAGCAAUGCUGCCAUGCUGUACAACCACAUAAAAGACUUGCUUGUUAUUAGAGGAAUUCAACAUAGCCUUGUGAACAUGUUUCAUAAAUCCAUAGUUACAUCUGAAAAAAUAUUAGAUAAUUUCAUAAACAGGGACAGUACAUUAAGGGUUUUAUUUUCUACAAUAGCCUUUGGGAUGGGGAUACAAAUUCCAGAUGUAACAGUUAUUAUUCAUUGGGUCCCAAAAUCCAUUUUAAGCUACUGGCAAGAGGUUGGGACGGCAGGGAGGGACGGCCAUCAAGCAUAUGCAAUUUGCUAUGCUUAUGGCCGUAGCAUGGAUGAAAUACGUCCGAAAGUAUGA